Molecule: messenger RNA, 1639 nt
Organism: Carya illinoinensis
Lineage: Eukaryota; Viridiplantae; Streptophyta; Magnoliopsida; Fagales; Juglandaceae
Product: cytosolic sulfotransferase 5-like
Exons: 1
Coding region: 234-1229 (331 amino acids)
Biological process (GO): sulfation
Cellular component (GO): cytoplasm
Molecular function (GO): sulfotransferase activity
Source: RefSeq, a predicted model, not a curated record
UAUCAAACUUGGAGGAAGAUUUUCUGAGGUUGAUCUGCCAAAUCAUCAAGGGACAAGUACUUUUCAAUUCACGAAUGAUAUUUUCACCACUGAACAAAUGUAUCAAGCUGUGAAUAUGCCCAAUACUUCUCCCAUAGACAAACUAGCUUCCGUGCUUUACAUAUACAAGCUGUAUUGGCCAGAAAAACAAGUUUCAGACUCGAAUCCUACCACUCUUCUUAGUUUCCACCACCAUGCAUACACAUCAAUCUCCUCCUCCCUCUUCUAUCCCCAAAUAUUUGCAGGAAAAUGAUUUAACCCAAGAAUGCAGGGACGUCAUAUCCUCUCUGCCUACAGAAGAAGACUGGGUUGGAUCAAAUCACCUCCACCUGUUCCAAGGUUUUUGGAUCAUAUCUACUUGCAUGGCUGGAGUUCUAGCAUUCCAGAAAUACUUCCAGGCACGGGACACUGAUAUUAUCCUCGCGACCACUCCAAAAGCAGGCACCACUUGGUUGAAGGCGAUUUUGUUCUCGCUUUUAAACCGGGUGCACUAUCCGGACCUCCUAAAACAUCCUCUACUCACAAGCAACCCUCAUGUUCUUGUGCCCUUCUUGGAGACUGAUCUGUACAUUGAAAACCAGGUUCCAGACCUCACAUCCUUUGUCUAUCCAAGGCUUUUUUCGACUCAUUUAUCAUAUAAUUCGCUACCGACAUCUGCAAAAGCCUCGAAUUGCAAAAUAGUGUAUUUAUGCAGGAACCCAAAAGACACCUUUGUGUCACUUUGGCAUUUCACAAAUAAGUUGAAAUUAAGGGGAACCAAUUCGCUUGAAGAGGCUUUUGAUAAAUUUUGUAGGGGAGUGAGUUUGUAUGGACCCUAUUGGGAUCAUGUCUUAAGCUUUUGGAAGGAAAGCAUAGAAAAUCCUCAAAACAUUCUUUUCUUGAAGUAUGAAAAAAUGAAAGAGCAACCCACUUAUGAGUUGAGGAAGGUGGCUGAGUUUUUAGGGUGCCCUUUUACUCCGGAAGAAGAGGCGAAAGGUGUGGUCAAUGAUAUUUUAAGCCUGUGUAGUUUUGAUAAUCUGAGCACUUUGGAGGUGAAUAAAAGUGGAAAAUUGUCAUCUGGACAUCCAAAUGAGGCGUUUUUUCGAUUAGGCAAGGUUGGAGAUUAUACGAAUUACUUGACUGCUGAGAUGGUAGAAAAACUAGACCGUAUUACCGAAGAAAAGUUUCGCGAAACCCAGUUAAAAUUCUAGGUACUGAUCUUCAAGUUGCAUGCAUGGUUUUACAUAAACGUCUGUUUUUGUUACUCAAUGUACCGUAUGUUUAUUUUGGUCGAUCGGCCUCCAAUAAAGGUACAUGAUCAACUUGCUGUAUUGAUCUCUAUAGCUAAUUUGCCGCUUCUUGAUGUAUGUGACAACGAUGAAAUUAUGUUUGAUUAUUUACCUUUUGUAAUGCAGGUAUACUUGAAUUACAUAGAUGUAGUCACCAAUAAGUUCCUCAAAAGCUCAUGGUUUUUAGUGGAUUGUGUGUCAUAUAUUAACUUAUUAAGAAUGUUUACGAGGAAAUAUUAUAAUUAUUUGGAAACAAUAAAAUAUCGUCCUAUAAUAUAUAUAUAUAUAUAUAUGAGGUUAGUGCAUUGUUAGGUGAGGGACAGCUAGCUUUG